AUGUCUUUUCCCUUUGGAGAGAUGUUAUCACAUCACGAGGAAAGCUGGGGAUGUUCAUCCCUCGUUCAACUAUUCUGCUUUGAUAGCAUAUGGAACACGCAGAAAGUAAGCUUGUUAAAGAGUAGUAUAACAACUGCUAAUAAAACAUUAUUGAGUGGAAAAGAAGAGAAGCAGCAUGAUGAGUGCCCGUGGACAAGUCUCCCAGAUGAUAUCAUGGAACUGAUAAUGAAGCGUUUGUGCCUCGAAGAUUGCCUUGGAUUGCGUGAAAUAUGCACCCCUUGGAGGGAUACCGUUGCUAAUGCCAUUGCAAACAAGCAUUGCCACCCAUUGCCUGAACUGCCAUUGCUUGUCCUCUUCAACCCAUUGCUUAAACUGCCAGUGCUUGGCCUCUUCACCCAUUGCCAACCAUCCCCAGUUUUCAGCUUGAGGACAGAAGGUCUACUUUAUCCCAAAAGACGACUAUUAGAGACAUUGCAGACCAUUCGAGGCUCAGUUGAAGGAUGGAUGAUUGUGAGUGAAUAUUCUAAUUUGCUUAGUCUUAGUCUUAGUCUAACCAUUUUCUUCUUCAAUCCAGUAACUAAUGCUAAAGUCUUUGUCCCAUCAGUGUUAAAAUUCCCAUCCAACUCUCCCCUUCAAGCUGAUAAGUUGUUGCUGAAAAAAAUGGUAGCCUCCUCCAAACCCGAUUGCUUGGAUUGUUUUUUGGUUGGUCUCUUCAGUGAUUAUUGUCACAUUAGAUUUUGUAGACUUUCUGACAAGUCAUGGACUACAAUUGAAGCAGAUAAGGAUACCGGGGUUCAUUUUAUGGAUGUGGAAAUUAUUGAUACGAAAUUGUAUGCUACAACUUCCAAUUCCAUAUUGGUUUGGGAUUUGCAAGAUUCGAGUGAUUACCCUCCAAAGCCUAAAUUAUUAGCUACGGUUCCACCAAGGCCACGAGUAAUAUCAACUGUAACUGGUAGCCAACGUUUUGACAGGGGUAUAGUCUACGACAGCCUAGCCAAAGACGAUGCAUUAGGAGAUUUAUUCCUCAUUCACAUGUUCAUUAACGUAGCUUAUGAAACACGGCAUGUUGGUUAUUUGAACAUUGUCACCGAAUUUGUUGCCCCGCUUGAGCUGACCAGAGUUGAAGUAUUCAAGUUGAACACAAGUAAUGAAACUAAUCAGUGGAUCAAGGUUGAUAAUUUGGGGGACCUGGUGUUGUUUCGUGACAGUACUAAGUGCAUGGUAAUGUCAAGGGCCUCUCUUAAUAGUUCUGAAGAGUUAAUUAAAGAAAAUAGUAUUUAUUUUGGUCUUAGUUAUGCAUGUGCUGGAGACCCAUCGAAGAGCAUUCAAUUGGGGAUGAUUUGCUUGACUGAUAACAGCAUCAAAUAUUUUACUCUGGAGAAAUCAAGUCCUCGCCCUCUUCCUUUUUGGUUUGUACCAAGUGUUUGA
This is a messenger RNA of Gastrolobium bilobum, 1428 nucleotides long. RefSeq lists its product as uncharacterized. The transcript has a single exon. The record is from RefSeq and is a predicted model, not a curated record. Gene Ontology annotation, molecular function: protein binding. Lineage: Eukaryota; Viridiplantae; Streptophyta; Magnoliopsida; Fabales; Fabaceae. The coding region runs from base 1 to 1428 and encodes 475 amino acids.